UAAGCUAGAUAGAUAGAUAGAUAGAUACAUACAUACAAUAUAAAUCUGUCAUUAGCUAGUCUCCCAACCAAGACAGACUGAGUAGUAAAAAACAACACUCGAUCGAUCGAGCUCUAUAUGUACUCAUUAGUUAUUGCAUAUAAUUAAUUAUCUAAUUAAUCAUGUAUAAGGUGUUUCUCCUGAUUCUAGUUAUAAUAGUGAGUUGUUCAUCUUCCACCCAGCAGCUGGGAGCCUACUCUCAGACUAUUGUCGAAACCUUACCCGGCUAUCCUGGUAGUCUCCCUUUUAAGCUAGAAACCGGGUACAUUGGAGUCGGAGAUGAUGAAGCAGUGCAACUAUUUUACUUGUUUGUGGAGUCGGAAGGAAACCCAGAUGAAGAUCCACUUAUCAUUUGGCUUGCCGGGGGACCGGGAUGUAGCAAUCUCCAUGCCUUCUUUUUUGAGAUCGGUCCGUUGAAAAUUCAAAAUGGAAAGUAUAUAGAUAAUGUCCCAGCAUUACAACUGGACCCGAAUUCUUGGACUAAGUUGGCGAAUGUUAUAUACUUGGAUGCGCCGACACUAACCGGGUACUCUUACACAACAACUCCAGAAGCUGCUCGAACCAGUGAUACAUUAUCAGCGUCACAAACUACCCAAUUCAUUAGGAAGUUUGUUUCGAAUCAUCAGAAGUUUUUAAAAAAUCCUAUGUAUGUUACCGGAAUUUCUUAUUCAGGGAUUGUUAUUCCAAUCAUUACCGAGAUGUUAUACAAAGGUAAUGAACAAGGAUUGGAGCCUCUUAUAAACAUUAAGGGAUAUAUAGCAGGAAAUCCAUUGACAGAUCACAGUGUUGAUAUAAACUCUAGAUUCGAAUUUGCUUAUCAAAUGUCACUUAUAUCCAAAGCCUUAUUUGAGUCAGUGAACAAGAAUUGCAAUGGAAACUAUGUUGAAGCAUAUGAUCAGAACAUUCUAUGCAAGUCGGAUAUUGAUGAAAUCAACGAUCGUGUUAAACAUAUAAACAUAUCACAAGUUCUAGAGCCCGACUGUGAACGCACAACGAAUUUGCUUAAUAGUGUAAAUCCGACCACGAGAAGAAGGGGAAAUAUUCAGAGAUCGGCCAUAUGGGAAAAUCCGAUUAAAAUGGUCCCUGCGAAGUCUUCACUCAAUGACACCAUUUGUCAGGUUAACUAUUAUUAUGCAACCCUUUGGGCCAAUAAUAGAAAUGUUAUGAAAGCACUUAACGUACGCAAGGCGAGAAGGAAAGAGCAUAACCUAUGUAACAUGGACAUGUAUUACUACUCUGGUUAUACUUCAUUAUCACUCUAUGACUUCGAUGUCCUCAGUAGUGUCAUCUAUCACCAACAGCUAAGUAUGAGAAAAUGUCGAGCUUUGAUAUUCAGUGGAGAUCAUGACAUGCAAGUUCCACAUAUCGGUACAAGUAACUGGAUAAAUUCUCUUAACUUGGAGAUAACUACUAGUAAUUGGGAUGCAUGGUAUUCUAAUGAUCAAGUUGCUGGAUUUAAAACCACCUAUGCCUACAAUAACUAUUCAUUAGACUUCGCAACUGUGAAGGGAGGAGGUCACACAGUUCCAGAAUUUAAGCCCAAAGAAUGCUUUGAUAUGGUGAAGAGGUGGUUUGCUCAUAAACCAAUCUAAGCAUACAGCUUUGUAUGCAUCAUAUAGUAUAUUAUUGGAAAUGUUCUGUUAAUUUGUAAUAAAACAUGCUCAAAUGAGCCUGGUUUGGGAUGACUUUCACAACGUAUCAUUUGACUAUAUACAUAUAUACACACACUAGAUUAGAACUUGAAUGAUGCACGGAUAGAUAAGAAUCUUUCAAAUUCUUGAAGUCUAUAAAUAAGAACAAAACGUUUAUUAAAA
Erigeron canadensis is the source of this 1853-nucleotide messenger RNA. RefSeq names its product serine carboxypeptidase-like 13. Bases 162 to 1631 code for a protein of 489 amino acids. Lineage: Eukaryota; Viridiplantae; Streptophyta; Magnoliopsida; Asterales; Asteraceae. Gene Ontology annotation, molecular function: serine-type carboxypeptidase activity; acyltransferase activity, transferring groups other than amino-acyl groups. Gene Ontology annotation, biological process: secondary metabolic process; proteolysis. The record is from RefSeq and is a predicted model, not a curated record. The transcript is spliced from 13 exons.